Messenger RNA from Striga hermonthica, 786 nucleotides. The record is from the annotation of a GenBank genome assembly. NCBI's taxonomy places the organism in Eukaryota, Viridiplantae, Streptophyta, Magnoliopsida, Lamiales, Orobanchaceae.
AUGGAUCUGCAAAACCCGACGAACAUUGUAGUCGCCGACUUGACCGUUAUACCCCCGCAACCGAACCCCGACGAGAGGCGGACCAGGGGCAUUUUCGGUACGGAAUUUGAUCGGAAAAUCGGGCGCCCAAAGAAGUUAUGCGCCAGAGGGCAUUGGAGGCCACAUGAAGACGCCAAGCUUAAAGCGCUCGUCGCCCAGUUUGGCCCUCACAAUUGGAAUCUCAUCGCCGAUAAACUCCCCGGAAGAUCAGGGAAAAGUUGCAGGCUAAGGUGGUUCAACCAACUAGACCCAAAGAUCAACAAGGGCCCAUUUAGUGAAGAAGACGAACGAAGGCUCUUGGCGGCCCACAGUCUAUACGGAAACAAGUGGGCCCUGAUUGCCAAGCUAUUCCCAGGCCGGACAGAUAACGCCGUCAAGAACCAUUACCACGUGGUCAUGGCCAGGAGGAGCAAGGAGUCUAACGGCGUUUACCGGAGGUUGGUGAGUAAACGGCCCCGUUAUUCGUCCGGGAACGCGUGUAGCGACUCGUCGGCGGCAACGAUUUCAAGCAAUACUAAUAACGAUAGAGUUGAUAAGAAGUAUUGUUGUUAUUCCAAUGCUGGUUUUUUCCGGCGGUUCGUGGAAACGGAUCAAAAAUCAGAUUCAAACUGUGAAAGUUUUGCAGUAUCUGAGUCAGAGACGUUCUUGGCGGAGAAGCCGUGUGAUGAGGCGCGGCUUCAGCGAGGCGGAGGUGCUUGGGCGAGGCGGAGGCAAAUGCGGCGACGAAAAGGGGAUCGGAGGAUGUGA